UAUUUUGCUCAGUCUCACGUUGCUGCAGCAGCAGGUUUCAGAGAGAUUCUUCCUCCUCCCUUGAGAGCCUCCUCCGUCACCUGCUUUCCUACUGUGAGAAAGGUUGCCAUUUCCAAGGUGGUAUCAUUCCUUCUUUCCACUCCUCCACUGGAUCUAUCUCUUCACUUCCAUUCCCUUGGCCCGUUUCCCGGAACUCACACCCAUGCCUCCUUCCCAAGCAGCCUCCUUUGUCAUCUCCGGCUCGAACAGAUCUUUAGAUCUUGCUCUGUGGCUGUGACUUGGGAUGUGGUAUGCUAAGCUGCACUCGAUUUUGAGCUGCAGUUGCGGGUACAAGUAGAAUGAGCUCGUUCUCUUAGCUUACUUGUGAGCGGAUCUGAGCUACCAUGGUUUCCGUUCCUUGAUGUGAAGAUUUGGUUGAAGGGAUCGGAUAGUGUUCGAUGUGCCGUCCAUCGCACUGGUUUCUGAGACAAUGAGGCCUAUGGAUAAGCCCUGCGCCAACGCAUACAGCUUUGAGUUCCACGAUGGCGCCGUCGCCAACAACGCUCUUCACCGCCGGAAGGUGUUGGGGUCGCGCAGCAAGCCGACCCCUUCGAAGUGGGACGAUGCCCAGAAGUGGCUGGUGGGGCUGUCCGGCAGCGGAGAUCACAAACAUGCGGUGAGCAAGCCGAGGAACUCGAACGCCGACGACAGAAGGCUGCUCUCGUCCUUGUCCCAGCGAGGAAGGGACUCCUGCAGCAGCGCUGACGGAACCUUGGAGUACGACAUAGUGCUCGCGGUCACUGCUCAGGAAGACGAAGGGGAAACGAAGAAGAUAGACUGCAGUGAGGCGCUCUGGCGGACGAACAAGCCGAUCGAGGACUCGUCCAUGGUGGUCAGAUCGGUGUGUCUGAGGGACGCAGGCACGGAGAUGACGCCCAUAGCGAGCAAAGAGCCAUCGAGGACCGGCACGCCACUGCGAGCGACGACUCCGGUGUCGAAGAGUCCGAUCUCUUCGAGGUCGUCCACCCCGGAAAGAUGCCGGCGGCACGACGGCUAUCAAGCAGGGAUGAGGAGUGCGGAGAGGAUUGGCUGGCCUUAUGGAGGGGAAGCAGAGGUCGACGGUGGCAAGUUCUCUGAGAUCAAUGGCUCAGAGCAAGGUAGGAGUUCGAGCUCGCUGGAGUCCCGAGCCAUGGCAUGGGAUGAGGCAGAACGCGCAAAGUACAUGGCCAGAUAUAAGCGUGAAGAGGUGAAGAUACAAGCAUGGGAAAAUCAUGAGAAAAGAAAAGCUGAAAUGGUGAUGAGGAGAAUGGAGGUUAAGGCAGAAAGAAUUAAAUCACGAGCUCAAGAAAAAUAUGCAAACAAGUUGGCGGCAGCACGAAGAAUGGCUGAGGAGAAGCGUGCCAGUGCGGAGGUCAAACUGAAUGAGCGUGCCGCAAUGACUUCUGAAAGAGCAGAUUACAUUAGGAGGACAGGGCACUUGCCAUCCUCAAUUUUCUCCUUCAAGUUGCCUUCUCUUUGCAAUUGAGGGCCAUCGGAUGUAUUGUAGGAGCCGGUGCUUUAGGUGUUACUGCAUUACUUCUACUCUUGCACUGACUGUAUCAACUGAUGUUCAUCAUAAUUUCUAUUUCUUAAGAGAAAUGCAUUCCAUAUGUAUCUUCUUUUUGCU
This is a messenger RNA of Musa acuminata AAA Group (dessert banana), 1645 nucleotides long. RefSeq lists its product as uncharacterized. The transcript has 3 exons. Bases 470 to 1504 code for a protein of 344 amino acids. Lineage: Eukaryota; Viridiplantae; Streptophyta; Magnoliopsida; Zingiberales; Musaceae. The record is from RefSeq and is a predicted model, not a curated record.